Messenger RNA from Effrenium voratum, 399 nucleotides. The record is from the annotation of a GenBank genome assembly. NCBI's taxonomy places the organism in Eukaryota, Dinophyceae, Suessiales, Symbiodiniaceae.
AUGCCUGCGCGUGCCACUGCGCCGAGUGCAGAGCUCUCCGGGUUUGAUGCCCUGCGUGCCGUGCGAGGUGAGUCGCAGAGCGAUUGCGAUUGCAAAGCGCCAUCGGAACCCUGGCCUGACACGGAUGACGAGCUCUGGCCAGAACAGGCCCUUUGCCCUCCGCGGAGAAUGCCAAUGCUGAUGAACCUCAGCAUGGCCUUGGAGCCAGGAGCAGCGCCGACCAAAGACUCGGAACCGCCGGAGACGGCGCCGACGACGCCGGCGACCUCGGCUGAGUCGGCGACGUCCGACUUGCAGACUUUGUCCGAAGGCCAGCUUCGCAAACACCACGUGAACCAGGCCAUGCGCACAGGCGCGCUGGCCCUGAAGAAGGCCCGCGCCAUGCUGAAGCCAAGGUGA